UGAACGGCCCAUCCCUGCAAUACUCAGAGGGAGCUUACAUUGCACUUUUGAUCAGCCAGUUAGUAAUGUACAGUGGAUAGAGCCUUUCUUUCAAAUCCCAGGGCAGUGGGUCCUUCAAGGCUAGCAUUGCAUUUUCAAUUAGCUGCUGAGUGAAUGCUUGGCAUGUGUAUUAGUGAAGAGGCACACAAUUAGCUUAUUGUUCCUUUCCGUAUUGUGCUGAGAGGAUCCAAGGGAUUGGUGGGGGAACAGGCAAGCCAGGCAUCACUGUGGAUGUGGAAGAAGGGAGUUACUCAAGCCUCGGCAUCUUCACUCGCUCACUCUGGAAUUACAGCUAUUUAUUACGAAGCACUCUGAGUGGCUUGGUGGAGUGCGCCUGAGGAAACAUCCCAGACAUCACUUGGGGUUGUCUUUCUGAGCUCUUCUUGACUCUAAUUCUCAUCAUUAUCAUGGAGCCCAACAGCCCCAAAAAGAUACAAUUUGCUGUGCCUUUAUUCCAGAGUCAGAUUGCACCUGAAGCAGCAGAGCAGAUCAGGAAAAGAAGACCCACACCAGCAUCACUUGUGAUUCUCAAUGAACAUAAUCCCCCAGAAAUAGAUGACAAGAGGGUGACCAACACACAGGGGGAAUCACAGAACGCAUCCCCUAAGCAAAGGAAGCAGAGUGUGUACACACCACCCGCCAUGAAAGGGGUUAAGCAUCUGAAAGGCCAGAAUGAAUCAGCAUUCCCUGAAGAAGAGGAAGAUGUAAAAGAAAGAGAGGAGCAAUGGGACCAUUAAUUACAUAUCUGCAGCAAGAAAGUUUCUUGGAAAUAACAGAACUGGUAACUUUUCUGAAUAUCCCGUGGAACUCCACUCCAGAAGUAUUCUCCAUAUUUGCACUCCACUCAUACAGUAGUAACACACCUUCUGGGAAGCCCUCCUUGACUGAACUUUAGAACUAAGUACAAAUUCUUCCAUAUUACUUAUAAUUAAAGAAUAAGCCUUUAUUUUACAGUGACUUUUCUUUUUCACUGAUUAGAAAUUUCCAAACAUGUGUGUUCUAACUUUAAAACUGCCACAGCUUAACCCUUGAUAUCCUAAUGAUAUGGUUUGCCUUCUAAGGCCAAAUGUAAAUAGCAUCACUUUAAGAGUAAAAAAUAAAUAUUAAAUACAUUUAGACAUGAGUGUGUGUCUGGGUUUAACUGAAAGAGAAAUAUUUAAUGAAAAGUGGAUUUUAAAGUUAAGAUCAGCAUUUAUCAUGUUUCUGUAUACAAGAACGGUAUGCAGUAUGGAUUCCAAAAUGAUGAAGAAAUACCAGAUUUGUUGG
Molecule: messenger RNA, 1305 nt
Organism: Trichechus manatus latirostris (Florida manatee)
Lineage: Eukaryota; Metazoa; Chordata; Mammalia; Sirenia; Trichechidae
Gene: PPP1R1C
Product: protein phosphatase 1 regulatory inhibitor subunit 1C
Exons: 5
Coding region: 447-776 (109 amino acids)
Biological process (GO): intracellular signal transduction
Cellular component (GO): cytoplasm
Molecular function (GO): protein phosphatase inhibitor activity
Source: RefSeq, a predicted model, not a curated record